Messenger RNA from Macrobrachium nipponense, 822 nucleotides. Its product is annotated as NFATC2-interacting protein-like. The transcript has 4 exons. The record is from RefSeq and is a predicted model, not a curated record. Gene Ontology annotation, molecular function: protein binding. Lineage: Eukaryota; Metazoa; Arthropoda; Malacostraca; Decapoda; Palaemonidae. Gene Ontology annotation, biological process: positive regulation of transcription by RNA polymerase II; cytokine production. Bases 1 to 822 code for a protein of 273 amino acids.
AUGCUAGCAGCGGUCUUCAGGCAUAGGAACCUGAAUCUAUCGGAUAAUAAGGAUCUACAAGACCUUAGAUCCUUCGAGACCACUAAAGAGAAACUACAAUCUUCACCAGCUUGGAAUUUGGAUGUAGUUCUGAAGUUUCUCAUGAUUAAUAGGUUCGAACCUUUAAAGGAAACAUCAUUUAAGGACCUCACCAUGAAAACUCUCUUCCUGAUAAGUCUAGCAACAGCAAAAAGAGUCAGUGAAAUCCAGGCCUUUAGCAAAGCUGGUAAUGACAGUUUUGAUGGUGAUAUAACGGUCUUGAGUGAUGUCGAUGAUGAUGCUGAAAAUGAGAUUGUAACACUGUUUGUGAAGUUUGAAUCUAAUUAUAUUCGAUGCAGAGUUAGACAGUUUCAGAAAUUGUCUUCAGUGUAUGACGAAGUUGCUGACCACUUAAGUGUGAAUGCUGCACAAGUUUUGUUAUGUCACGAUGACAAAGUCAUCAGCCGAGACAAAUGUCCAGUGGAUUUAAAGCUCAAAUAUGGAGCUAUUAUAGAAUGUGGGGUCCAAUCUCAGUCAGCUGUACUAGUGAAAGAAACUGUAACCAACCAGAGUCCUGGAACCAUUCCUCUCAAAGUACAAAAUUCAGAUAGGAAAGGAGUCGUUACAAUCUUCAUCAGACCUGAUGCCAAGAUGAAAGAACUGAUGCAUAGGUAUGCCGAAGAGAAAAAUAUUCCUGUGGAAGAGUUGCAUUUCAGUUUUGAUGGGGAAACCUUAAAUCCAAAUGACACACCUAAAUCUUUAGAUUUAGAGGGGAAUGAAUGUAUAGAUGUGUAUAGAACAUGA